AUGCAGAAACAAAAAUUGAAGGGCUUGAAGAUCCUAUGGAAAUUCACUUUCAACUUGAUCCCCAAGCCUGACCGUGUUCCCGGAAUCGGAUCCCCCGGUCGAUCAGCCUGGGGCCGUGGGAGGUCGAGGUGUACUGGACCCGGUGAGGCCCGUGCCCAGGAAAAUAGAACUCACCUCACUGGUCACCGGACUCAGCCACAGGAAACCACCCAACCAACGACUUCAUCAGACUCAACAAGCAAAGCAAACAACUACACAAACCAAGCCAAACUGUCAAAGAUGGUUCUCAACAACUUGACUGCCAACUGGGCUAGCCUAUCCAGGAAGUCCUUCACCUUACCAACCACAGUGGCGGCAUGUCCCAAGGGGAUCCCGAUCGCACCCCGAGUCAAUCUCGCCGCUCGAUCUGCCCAUGACGCUCAUGGCGAACAUCAUGAUGAGGCCCAUGGUCCGUCGAGCAUCAAGGAUCGUCACAACUUUCGCAUCCCUUCCUUUGCCGCCCGAGUCAAUGUGCCCACCUGCUCGAUUGCUCAAUUAUCAUCGCGAACACCAAUCAAUGCCAAUCCGACACUCUCUCACCACCGCCAAUUCGGAACAAGCACUGCGAAAAACAGCAUGAUUCCGAAGAGCUCGGGCUCGGCAAGCUUCCAGGAUACACGAGAAGUACCAAACUACAGCAGCUACAAGACGGUCUCUGAAGAUAGCGGACGAGUGUUCUCAUACCUGAUGGUGGGCUCGAUGGGCUUAGUGACUGCAUCGGGGGCGAAGUCGUUAGUGUCGGACUUCUUGACGAACCUAUCGGCCUCGGCGGAUGUGUUGGCGCUGGCCAAGGUGGAGAUCGACCUUGCGAAUAUCCCCGAGGGGAAGAACGUGAUCAUCAAGUGGCGUGGAAAGCCGGUGUUCAUCCGUCAUCGUACGCCGGCUGAAAUCGACGAGGCUAACUCGGUCGAUAUCUCCUCCUUGAGAGACCCCCAAGCUGACUCUGACCGAGCCAAACGUCCCGAGUGGCUCGUCAUGUUGGGCGUCUGUACUCAUCUCGGUUGUGUGCCGAUCGGUGAGGCUGGUGAUUUCGGCGGAUGGUAUUGUCCUUGCCACGGAUCUCACUACGACAUCAGUGGUAGAGCUCGUCGAGGGCCUGCUCCCUUGAACUUGGAAGUACCGGCCUACGACUUCAACGAUGAAGAGGGAAAGCUGAUAAUCGGAUAG
Molecule: messenger RNA, 1206 nt
Organism: Puccinia graminis f. sp. tritici CRL 75-36-700-3
Lineage: Eukaryota; Fungi; Basidiomycota; Pucciniomycetes; Pucciniales; Pucciniaceae
Product: ubiquinol-cytochrome c reductase iron-sulfur subunit
Exons: 7
Coding region: 1-1206 (401 amino acids)
Biological process (GO): mitochondrial electron transport, ubiquinol to cytochrome c
Cellular component (GO): membrane
Molecular function (GO): quinol-cytochrome-c reductase activity; 2 iron, 2 sulfur cluster binding
Source: RefSeq, a predicted model, not a curated record